Messenger RNA from Arachis duranensis, 888 nucleotides. Its product is annotated as NAD(P)H-quinone oxidoreductase subunit S, chloroplastic. The coding region runs from base 62 to 742 and encodes 226 amino acids. The record is from RefSeq and is a predicted model, not a curated record. Gene Ontology annotation, biological process: photosynthetic electron transport chain. The transcript has a single exon. NCBI's taxonomy places the organism in Eukaryota, Viridiplantae, Streptophyta, Magnoliopsida, Fabales, Fabaceae.
CAAGAAUCUUUUUCUCUCCCUGACAUCAUUCAGUUCCCUCUUCCUCAUCAAACUGUUAAGAAUGUCUUCCACCUUUGUUGCUCUUCAUAGUUCUCUUCAAUCCCAGUUUCUAGGCCAAGAUGGCCUCACCCAUCUCUACCAUUCCAAAUCCACCAUUCACACAAAACCAAAAGCAUACAAAGUAUGUGCCAAAUUUGACAUGCUGCAAAUCAUGGGAGGUAGAGGACUAUGCAAUGGAGAAGAAGGCCUUAUACAAGAGUUGAAAAGACAAGUUGAGAAUCCACCAUCACCAUCAUCAACAGAACAAGAACAAGAGAAUUUAGCACUGGCCAAUGUUGCAGCAGAAGAUGGUUUUGAGAAAGAGUUGAUGGGGCUAACAGGUGGCUUCCCCGGUGGCGAAAAAGGCUUGAAGAAGUUCAUCAUGGAGAACCCUCCUCCUAAAAAAGGUGAUGGAAUCCAAAGCUUGAAACUUUCGAUGGCGAAGAAGCCAAAGCCACCGGAGCUUCCUCUUCUGCUUCCGGGAAUGAUCGCUAUUGUGAGCAAUCCGAAUAAUCCGUAUUACAUGUACUGUGGCAUUGUUCAAAGGAUCACUGAUGGAAAAGCAGGGGUUCUGUUUGAAGGAGGGAACUGGGACAGGUUAAUCACAUUCAGGCUUGAGGAAUUGGAGAGAAGAGAAAAGGGUCCUCCAAUGAAGAAUCCAAAGUCUUGUGUUCUUGAACCGUUUCUUGAGAAGAAAUCAUAAUAGUAUCUUCCAUCACCUCCUCCUUGUUGUAAAAGCAUGUUCUCACUUUUGUAUAAUAUAUGUAUAUAGAUAUGCUUUUAUUGACAAUUUAUCUAGAGGGUGUUCUGUCACCAAGAAUUUGAAUUGGAAGGUUGAGUUCUGAAUCA